GCAACAUCGAUCCUAUUCAAUACAUGCCGGCCAAGGUCGGCCAGCAUCACUAGAUCCAAAAAUAUGACCAGAACACGACUAAUCUAGUUUCAGAUAGAUAUCAUAAUUGGAGAAGCUCUCAACUGAAAUUUUGAACUCAUCCCAGUUUCCCGACUAUGGGAUCCUCCUUGAGUUGCUGUGGUUCGGAGAAGGUUGAUGAAGGCGGGGCUACUGAAAGUACUGGUGGAGGUAACACAACGUGGAGAAUAUUUUCGUACAAAGAGUUGCAUAUAGCUACAAAUGGAUUUAGCGAUGACAAUAUGCUUGGAGAAGGAGGAUUUGGAAGUGUGUAUUGGGGAAAAACCACUGAUGGUCUCCAGAUUGCUGUCAAGAAGUUGAAAGCAAUGAAUUCAAAAGCUGAAAUGGAAUUUGCAGUUGAAGUUGAAGUUCUUGGGAGGGUUCGGCACAAAAAUUUGUUGGGUCUUAGGGGAUAUUAUGCUGGGGCUGAUCAAAGGCUUAUAGUCUAUGAUUACAUGCCAAAUCUAAGCAUACUUUCUCAUUUGCAUGGCCAAUUUGCUAAUGAAGUUCAGCUAGACUGGAAAAGGAGAAUCAAAAUUGCUAUUGGCUCAGCAGAAGGCCUCCUGUACUUGCACCAUGAGGUAACACCACACAUCAUUCACAGAGACAUAAAAGCAAGCAAUGUGCUCUUGGAUUCCGACUUCGAACCUCUUGUUGCAGAUUUCGGGUUCGCCAAGCUAAUCCCGGAAGGUGUAAGCCACAUGACGACGCGUGUCAAGGGCACAUUGGGUUACCUAGCACCGGAGUACGCCAUGUGGGGCAAGGUCUCGGAAGGGUGUGACGUUUACAGCUUUGGAAUUCUUCUCCUAGAGCUUGUAACCGGAAGAAAGCCUAUCGAGAAGCUCCCCGGUGGAAUUAAGAGAACAAUAACUGAAUGGGCCGAGCCACUAAUAACAAAAGGAAAGUGGAAAGAGCUUGCUGAUCCAAAGCUCAGAGGGAGCUUCGACGAGGCUCAGUUGAAGCAAGCUAUCAAUGUUGCUGCUAUGUGUGUGAAAAGUGAGCCUGAGAAAAGGCCUAAUAUGAUGGAAGUGGUUGAUCUUUUGAAAGGGUAUGAGGCCAAUAAGGCCAAAAUGACACCAAUGAGGAUUGAAAGUAUCAGAUAUAAGGAUGAGCUGGUGGCACUUGACCAAGCUACCGAUGAUGAUGAAGAUGGGGGUGGUGAUGAAAGUAAUGGUGGGUAUGGUGUUUUUAGUGCUAUUGAGGUCCAGAAAAUGAAGGAUCCUUAUCAGAAAAUCCAUGGAGAUAGGAGAAUGACCAAGUAUGUGUAAGAAAGAGAGACUAUGCUACUCCAUUAAUUAUCCUAUAUAUAUUGCUAUGCAUGCCUUUUGGUUACCGCAA
Molecule: messenger RNA, 1395 nt
Organism: Rosa chinensis
Lineage: Eukaryota; Viridiplantae; Streptophyta; Magnoliopsida; Rosales; Rosaceae
Product: PTI1-like tyrosine-protein kinase At3g15890
Exons: 4
Coding region: 156-1325 (389 amino acids)
Biological process (GO): protein phosphorylation
Cellular component (GO): plasma membrane
Molecular function (GO): protein kinase activity; ATP binding
Source: RefSeq, a predicted model, not a curated record